CCAAGCAGCCCACAGCUCAACUCUUCUUUAACCCUGAAAGGCUGCGUAGAUAACCGCGCCCCGCUUUGUAGCAUUAGGCUUGUACUAUUUUUUGAGAUAUUAAGCGCGCCAAGUGUUCGAUAGUUGUUCUGUGAGAAAAAAUUUGGUGAGUGUGUGUUUAGAAUAAUGGCAAACAGCAAGUACGAGUACGUGAAGUCAUUCGAGGUCGAAGACGAGGUCAUGUUGCCUAAUUUGAUCGUUGUUCGAAUCGACGGCCGCGAUUUUCGAAGGUUUUCUGAAGUUCAUGAGUUUGAGAAGCCAGAUGAUGGGAGGGCAUUGAAUUUGAUGAAUGCAUGUGCAACUGCGGUUUUAGAAGAGUAUCCAGAUAUAGUCUUCUCAUAUGGGUUUAGUGAUGAGUACAGUUUUGUCUUCAAGAAGACUUCCAAGUUCUACCAGAGGCGUGCCAGCAAACUACUAUCCCUCAUUGUAUCCUUCUUCUCUUCUGUAUAUGUCAUGAAAUGGAAAGAAUUUUUCCCUGAGAAGGAGUUAAAAUAUCCGCCAUCAUUUCAUUCGCGGGUAAUAUGUUGUGCUUCAAAAGAAGUUCUUCAAGCAUAUCUUGCAUGGAGACAAAAUGAUUGUCAUCUCAAUAAUCUGCAUGACACUUGUUUGUGGAUGUUGAUUAAAGGUGGAGAGAGUGAAAGGGAAGCACAAAAGCUUUUAAAGGGAACUCAAAAACAACACAAAAAUGAGUUGCUUUUUCAGAAAUUCCACAUCAAUUACAAGAAUCUUCCUGCAAUGUACCGUCAAGGAUCUUGCAUUUUCAAAACAGAGGUGGAAGAAAAUGUGAAGUACAAUGAGAAUGGCACUCCUGUUAAAAGACUCAGGAGAAAGGCAAGAAUAGUUCAUUCAGAGAAUAUAACUGGGAAAAACUUUUGGAACGAGCAUCUAAGUCUGCUGAAGGAGGUGGGCGGCUUUACGGAGGAUGUGGAAAAAAUAAAACCAGAGUUUGUUCGGUCCUUCCAAUUUGAGAACAAAUUGAUGCCAUCUACUUGGAUUGUAAUUAGAAUUGAUGGUUGCCAUUUUCAUAGAUUUUCUGAAGUUCAUGAAUUUGAGAAGCCAAACGACAAACAAGCUUUGAACCUUAUGAAUUCGUGUGCAGUGGCUGUGUUAGAAGAAAUUCAAGAUAUAAUAUUCACAUAUGGAGUCAGUGAUGAGUACAGCUUUGUUUUGAAGAAGGAUUCUCAAUUCUAUCAACGGAGAGCAAGUGAAAUAGUUUCUGUCACUGUAUCAUUCUUUUCUUCCAUGUACGUAAUGAAAUGGAAAGAAUUCUUUCCACAGAAAGAAUUGAAGUACCCUCCUUCUUUUGAUGGACGUGUUGUAUGCUAUCCGUCAUCUAAGAUUCUUUUGGACUAUCUGGCGUGGAGACAAGUUGAUUGCCACAUCAAUAAUCAGUAUAAUACUUGCUUCUGGAUGCUUGUUAAGAAGAAAGGAAAAAGCAAAAGUGAAGCUCAACAUUAUCUGAAGGGUACUCAAGCAAAGGAAAAAAAUGAAUUACUAAUCAAGGAAUUUGGUAUUGACUACAAUGAAUUAGAAAUCAUGUUCCGCCAAGGUUCCUUAGCUUUCUGGCAAAAGUUUUGUGUGCAGGAAGACAAAAAUAUGACACAUGAGAGCAAAGGAUCUGUCCAAAAUUCUCACAAGAAAGUAAUUGUAGAACAUUGCGAUAUAAUCAAACCCAAUUUUUGGGAAGCACACCCAAGCAUCCUUGAUGAGAACCUACCAAUAUAUUGAAGCAUUGGUCAGAAAUGAUCUCACCAACAUAAAUCUUGGCAAAAGCUUCCAUUGCCAUUAUUUUUAUAUUCUUUAUGCACAUGAAGUUACCAGCAACCUGUCUUUCACAGUUCUUGGAAGUCAGAAAUAGAAAUUAUUGCUAAAGAGAAACUAUGUUAUACUCCAGCGUUACUGUGGUGUGAGAUUAGUGAUUUAUGAUCACUUGUAAAUCUAAAGAGGUGACAGUCCCUGGAUGUAUUUAACAGAAAUUUUGGAUAUCUUUUUAUUGUUGGAGAUCAUAAAAUUGUUGAUCAGUGCAGUUGAUAUAUUAAAAAAUAAAAAAAUUAUUUUCUUGCCUUUUUCCUA
This is a messenger RNA of Quercus lobata, 2112 nucleotides long. RefSeq names its product tRNA(His) guanylyltransferase 1-like. Lineage: Eukaryota; Viridiplantae; Streptophyta; Magnoliopsida; Fagales; Fagaceae. The coding region runs from base 166 to 1767 and encodes 533 amino acids. Gene Ontology annotation, biological process: tRNA modification. The record is from RefSeq and is a predicted model, not a curated record. Gene Ontology annotation, molecular function: tRNA guanylyltransferase activity; magnesium ion binding. The transcript is spliced from 13 exons.